This is a messenger RNA of Anopheles stephensi (Asian malaria mosquito), 1359 nucleotides long. RefSeq lists its product as uncharacterized. Bases 300 to 1154 code for a protein of 284 amino acids. NCBI's taxonomy places the organism in Eukaryota, Metazoa, Arthropoda, Insecta, Diptera, Culicidae. The record is from RefSeq and is a predicted model, not a curated record. The transcript is spliced from 3 exons.
UUACAGCCUCCGAGCUGUCAUGAAGCGUCCUGCAUUGUUUACAAAACAGAUUCGCUUCGAGAACUGGGAAAAACAGAAUUGCUUUCGCGUAAAUAGGUCUCUUCUGAAGUAAAACACUCGGCGAAGUUUAAUUCAGCGUUUUUUUGGUUUGGAGGAAGUACAACUGAAAAAAUUCAUCGGGGUUUGCUGUGUAGGGUGCUAAAAAUGGAUCGUCAGGCGAAGAAAGGCUCUGCCGCAUCGAAACAGAAACAACCGGAACAAACGAACCGGAGGAACUGGAUUACGACAGUGAGGACGUAAUGAUUGAGUUCAUCAAGGUGGAAUGUGGCCGGAAUCCCGAUGCAGAUCCAUUCAUUACCAACGUUGAAGCUCAGGAUGGUGAAAUGCUAGGUGACAACGUUUUUGCUGAAGCGAAUGUACGUACAAGAAGACACAAAUUGCCUAGUAAGCAUAAACUCAACUCAAAUGGAGAUACAGCUCGACGAGAACGUACAGCACCAUUAACAAGAGACCAAACUACGGCAUCAUCAUCAAAAAAAUCUAGACCAAUGACACCAGAGACAGCAGUCACCGCGACAAUUACUUCCGACAAAUCGAUCGCGAGCCUAUUCGCAUGGACAGAGCAGAGGCUCACCAAUUUAGAGACCAGCUUGAUGGAAAUCAAUGGAAAGCUAGAUUUCCUAGGUGACCAAUUUCAAUCCAUACUACAGAGCGUCGCAAAGCCAGCCCAGCAGAAGCGCCCAUUUGUUGACAUUGGUUUUAAAGCAAUCGAUAGCUUGGAACAGCUGGAAGCGUUUAAUGCGGAACUUGCCAAACCGGAGUAUGAGGAGAAGGUUGUGCAGUGGCUAGAGGGUUACAUUACAGAGGGCAGAAGUGAACACCGAAUGUCCGAUGCGAUGGAUGUGUUGUUUACGAGAAAAUUCCUCACCCAUUGCAGCUGGACGGGCAUCGGUAAGGGCACGCAAAAGAUAGCGAUGAUGCAGAUGACGAAUGUCACGCGAUUGUUUCAACGCAUCGGCACGACGCCAUUCGUAACCGUUAACCACAAACUAGUGGCAAUUUUUUUCAUGAAAAAGCUAAAAAAUGCGUUUAAGCGAGUACAGGCAAAAGGCUUACGAAGCACCAUCCCUCCAUGUACACCGACUUCACAAUAGGAUUCUUGCAUCUAACUCACCGAAUAGGGUUAAUUGCAUAAUAAUUCUUUACGCAAAAAUAGUGUAAAUCAGAAAUAAAUUUCAAAUGCCUUCAACGAAUAAUACGUCGAUUCCAAUACAUGGUCUAUGCAGCAAUUUAGAUUAAGAUAGAUUAAGAAUAAAGAGUUUUCUAUGCCGCGAGGCAAUUCUGUAUUCCCAUUAUAAA